This is a messenger RNA of Morone saxatilis (striped sea-bass), 3339 nucleotides long. It is a transcript of the gene taok1b, whose product is annotated as TAO kinase 1b. Gene Ontology annotation, biological process: protein phosphorylation; execution phase of apoptosis. Gene Ontology annotation, molecular function: protein kinase activity; ATP binding. The record is from RefSeq and is a predicted model, not a curated record. Lineage: Eukaryota; Metazoa; Chordata; Actinopteri; Moronidae. The transcript is spliced from 20 exons. Bases 697 to 3324 code for a protein of 875 amino acids.
AUUUCCCCUGUAGGCUACAGCUCGACAGCAAGACUCUCCAAACCUGUCACAUGUGUAACUCUCGCCUCAGUCAACGCAAACAGUGCGAGCUCCCCGAGCCUGUGCCUUUUUGUAUUUAUUUAUUUUUUUCUGUUUACAUGAAUUUGCUCCUUUAUUCCUUCACGACUGGAAGGGAGGUGAUUCUCCUCGGCCGCCAUUUUUAGGGAACUGCCUAUCGAAGAGAGAAACUUUGCUGUCUGAUCGUUAGCAGAUAGCUGGUUGGGCAGCUCGUUGUGACAGUAAACGCCUGACAGUCUGCAGCCAGGUUGAUAUAAAUGAUCCCUGCGGGCCGCCGGUGUGCACGACAGACACAUCUGGUAGUGCCGAAGUGAACGCCUGAGGGUCGACUCGCAGUCAGCGUCGUCUUUAUAUCGGCUUUCAGAGCAAAUGUGCGAUUAGACAGGCGAUUUAGCAUUGCUAACUUAUUAGCUUUGAUUGCCUCGUCUGUGAUUCAGCGGCUGUGUUCAUGGUGACCGGAUUAAUCCGCCGCUCGCACACCGCCCCAACCUGCGUGGAUUCAUCUCGACCAGGUGCCCAUGUGCUGGUUCCCUAGGCCCAUCCAUUACUGCAGAUGAAUCUUCAGCUGCUUCGGCGUAGCUCAGCACCCAGAUAGUCCCAUCCCCUUUGCGUGGGUGAUAAGGGACUACAUUUUACAGGAUGCCCUCCUCUGUAAGGGCAGGGAGCCUGAAGGAUCCAGAGGUGGCUGAGCUUUUCUUCAAGGAAGACCCAGAGAAGCUUUUCUCUGACCUCCGAGAGAUUGGCCAUGGCAGUUUUGGCGCUGUCUACUUUGCACGGGAUGUGCGCACCAAUGAGGUGGUGGCAAUUAAAAAGAUGUCCUACAAUGGCAAACAGUCUAAUGAGAAAUGGCAGGACAUCAUAAAGGAGGUGAAGUUUCUGCAGCGGAUCCAACACCCCAACAGUAUAGAGUACAAAGGCUGUUACCUCCGUGAGCACACAGCAUGGCUGGUGAUGGAGUACUGUCUUGGCUCAGCCUCUGAUCUGCUUGAAGUUCAUAAAAAACCUUUACAAGAAGUGGAGAUUGCUGCCAUUACACAUGGUGCUCUGCAGGGGCUGGCCUACCUUCAUUCCCACAAUAUGAUCCACAGGGAUGUGAAGGCAGGUAACAUUCUGCUGACUGAGCCUGGGCAGGUCAAACUGGCAGACUUCGGCUCUGCCUCCAUUGCCUCACCUGCCAACUCCUUUGUGGGAACGCCAUAUUGGAUGGCCCCGGAGGUGAUUUUAGCUAUGGACGAGGGCCAGUAUGAUGGGAAGGUGGAUAUUUGGUCCUUAGGUAUCACCUGUAUAGAAUUAGCGGAGAGGAAGCCUCCCUUGUUUAACAUGAAUGCAAUGAGUGCCUUAUACCACAUAGCGCAGAAUGAGAGUCCCACACUGCAAUCCAGUGAAUGGACGGAUUACUUUAGAAACUUUAUCGAUUCAUGCCUUCAGAAACUCCCCCAGGACAGACCACACUCUGAUGACAUGCUGGGUCAUGCGUUUCUGCAGCGUGAACGUCCAGACUCCGUGCUGAUGGAUCUUAUUCAGAGGACCAAGGAUGCAGUGCGAGAGCUGGACAAUCUGCAGUACCGCAAGAUGAAGAAGAUCCUGCUGCAGGAGGCCCACAACGGGCCCACAGCAGAGGUCCAGGAUGGGGACGAGGAGCUAGAGCCGGGAGGCGGUCGGACCGGAACGGUGAACAGUGUCGGCAGUAAUCAGUCCAUACCCAGCAUGUCCAUCAGCGCCAGCUCCCAGAGCAGCUCUGUCAACAGUCUGAACGAAGCGGCCCAGGACAGCCGCAGCGAGCUGGACCUUAUGGAGGGAGACCACACAGUCAUGUCCAACAGCUCCGUCAUACAUCUCAAACCGGAAGAAGAGGAGAGUUUCUCUGGGGAGCCGGCAGCCACCAGUCAACCCUCUGAGCCGCAGCCAACACCUGCUCAGGCCCCAAGGAAGCACUACCGCAACAGAGAGCACUUUGCCACCAUACGCACAGCGUCACUCGUGACCCGUGAGAUGCAGGAACACGAGCAGGACUCAGAGCUGCGGGAGCAGAUGUCGGGAUACAAGCGCAUGAGGCGGCAACAUCAGAAACACCUGAUGGCGCUGGAGAACAAGCUGAAGGGGGAGAUGGAUGAGCACAGGCUGAGGCUGGACAAAGAGCUGGAGAGCCAGAGGAACAACUUCACCCAAGAAAUGGAGAAGCUGCUCAAAAAACACCAGGCGGCCCUGGACAAAGACCUGAAGACGUUUACCAACGAUGAGAAGAAGUUCCAGCAGCACAUCCAGGUGCAGCAGAAGAAGGAGCUCAGCAGUUUCCUGGAGUCACAGAAGCGGGAGUAUAAACUACGCAAGGAGCAGCUCAAAGAGGAACUGAGUGAGAAUCAGUCGACUCCCAAGAAAGAGAAGCAGGAGUGGCUGUCCAAGCAGAAGGAGAACAUCCAGCACUUCCAGGCAGAGGAGGAGGCAAACCUGUUGAGGAGACAGAGGCAGUACCUGGAGCUAGAGUGUCGGCGGUUCAAACGCAGGAUCCUCAUUGCCAGACACAAUGUGGAGCAGGAUCUGGCCAGAGAGGAGCUGAAUAAACGGCAGACACAGAAGGACCUGGAACACGCCAUGUUGCUCAGACAUCAUGAAUCAAUGCAGGAGCUGGAGUUCAGGCACCUGGGGACGAUCCAGAAAGCGCGGGCAGAGUUGAUCCGCACCCAGCACCAGACAGAGCUCACCAACCAGCUGGAAUACAAUAAGAGGAGGGAGAGGGAGCUGAGGCGCAAGCAUGUCAUGGAGGUCCGACAGCAGCCCAAGAGCCUCAAGUCUAAGGAGCUUCAGAUUAAGAAGCAGUUCCAAGAGACUUGUAAAACCCAGACCAGGCAGUACAAGGCCCUCAGGAACCAUCUGCUGGAGACUACACCCAAGUCUGAUCACAAGGCUGUGCUCAAGAGGCUGAAGGAGGAGCAGACCAGGAAGCUGGCCAUCCUGGCUGAGCAGUAUGACCACUCCAUCAAUGAAAUGCUCUCUACACAGGCUCUGCGGUUAGACGAGGCUCAGGAAGGCGAGUGUCAGGUUCUAAGGAUGCAGCUGCAGCAGGAGCUGGAGCUGCUCAAUGCGUACCAGAGCAAGAUCAAGAUGCAAACAGACGCUCAGCACGACAAGGAGAGGAGGGAACUGGAGCAGAGGGUCUCUUUGCGUAGGGCUCUGCUGGAGCAGAAAGUAAGAAAGGCCCUGGACUUUGUUUGGUGUUGUCUAUUGUCAGGAUGUGUGUUAAUAAAUUUGAGUGACAGUAGACACUAAGGGCUGAUUCAGACC